This is a messenger RNA of Aspergillus fumigatus Af293, 1299 nucleotides long. RefSeq names its product putative MFS transporter. The coding region runs from base 1 to 1299 and encodes 432 amino acids. Gene Ontology annotation, biological process: transmembrane transport. NCBI's taxonomy places the organism in Eukaryota, Fungi, Ascomycota, Eurotiomycetes, Eurotiales, Aspergillaceae. Gene Ontology annotation, molecular function: transmembrane transporter activity. The record is from RefSeq and is a predicted model, not a curated record. The transcript has a single exon.
AUGUCCAUCAGCAUCCCCGCCACCGUCCUCCAGGGUGCAGAAUGGCACAUAUCAACUUCGACAAUCAAUGAACCCAACAGCCUCGCCGUGGUAAUGAUCAGCAUCUCGUCCCUUGUCUGGAUCCCCUUGCUCAACUGCUGGGGUCGUGCCCCAGUGCUCUUUUGGAGCACAGUCCUCGGCCUUUUCUUCACGCUAGGAUGUAUCCUUGCUCCGACCUUUCCGGUCUACUACGCCAUGCGGGCUCUGCAGGCCUUGACACAGGGAACAGGCUCGUUGAUCGGGUUGGCUCUCAUUCAGGAUAUGUUCUUCUUCCAUCAGUACGCCCGCAAGAUUGGCCUGUGGUACGCCGUCUUCCUCAUCUCGCCCUUUCUGGGGCCCAUGCUCGGCAAUUUUAUGGUUGCUGGGUUGGGUAAAUGGCGCCCGCUCUUCUGGCUGGUCUUUGCCUGGGCUGCCGGUCUCACGGCCAUGAUCUUGGCCGUUGGCGAUGAAACCUACUAUCAGCGAGAUAUGCUGCUGGGCAGACAGCCCAGGCGCUCGGGCAGUUGUCUAUGGCAGGUUGUGGGUGGAUGGCAGUUGCGAGUCCACAAGGACUACUUUGAAUCGGUCCGGUCUUCGUACGCUAGAAUGUUCUUAAUCCUCCUUCGUCCAGUUGUUACAGUCGUCUCGCUCGUCUACAGACUGCUCUUCAUGUGGAGUAUUAGCAUCAAUCAGACCUCCACAAUUCUCCUGGGGGUCUCACGGGAAACAGGGGGUUACGGCAUGAGCGCCCAGCAAAUAGGCUAUAUGUACUUUAGCCCCGUGCUCUCCGUCUGUCUAGGCGAGCUGGUCGGCCAUCGUUUAAAUGACUUUAUCGUGACUUGGUACGCUCAUCGACAUCAGGGUCGAUUCAUGCCAGAGACCCGGUUGUGGGCCACAUACCUCAGGGGCUUCUUCAUGGUGCCUGGGCUGGUUCUUGUGGGCAUCACCCUGCAGCAGCACCUUCACUGGGUGUGCAUCCUCUUUGGUUGGGCUAUGUUUCAAGGCGGUGUCAUGGUCGUCUCCGUGUCCAUGGUUGCUUACGUCCUUGAUUCCUAUCCAUCGGUUCCGGGGGAGGUCUCAGGCUGGAUCAACAUGUCCCGUGCAGCCUGUGGAUUCGCGAUCGGCUAUUUUCAACAGGUCUGGGGUCUAAAGGAAGGAUACGGCCUCUCAUUUGGGCUGCAGGCUGUGAUCUGUCUCGCUGCCUUUGGACUUAUGGUCUGCAUCCAUGUUUUUGGCCAGCGUCUACGCUUGCUUAGUGAACCCCAGCAGAAUAAUAUAUAA